This is a messenger RNA of Adineta steineri, 15858 nucleotides long. The record is from the annotation of a GenBank genome assembly. Lineage: Eukaryota; Metazoa; Rotifera; Eurotatoria; Adinetida; Adinetidae.
AUGAAUGAAUUCGAUAAACAAAUUCUGGAUUCUAUUGAUCCCAAAGAUACUAUCCAUGACGAUUGGAUUCAAACCUCUCUACUACUAAAUACUCCACAAGACUUCGUGGAUAUAUUAGAUUAUAACUUUUAUCGAAAUCUAUGUGAAAAGAAUGCGAAAAAUCAAUGGGCUAUCUACACUUGGGAACGAAUCCUCAGUUUAAGUUUUAUAAAACCAGCAUUUGAUAAAACCAAAGAAGUUCUAGUGAAACUGAAUCAAUGGAUGACAAUCGUUAAACAUGAUCGAUAUGAUGAAAAUGACGUAUUUACCAUUAUUUUUAUCAAUCAACUAUUUAAACAUGUGAUUUCACGAUAUUCUAAAUCGAUUUUGUCCCUUCCGAAUAUUGAAAAUAUUAUGGAUUUUAUUAUUUCAUUGCAAAAACAAAAUGAUGGAACUUCUAUUCGUGAAGAAAUGACUCGUUUCGUCAAGCAAGUAGAACAAUCGAUCAGCAAUGUUAUAAAACUACAGGAAAGUUGUGCGAUGUACCUUGAUUCGUCGAAAGAGUCGAUCGCUGAUUGCUUUGUUUCAAGUUACGAUAUAAAGUCAAUUAUAGAUUUAGCGAAUCCACAGGUCUUCAAAUUUCCUACAGUUCCAACAAAUUUGAUAUCUCUACUACAACCAGCACCAAGUGACAUAAACAUUAACAUCAAUGAGCCUCGUGUUACCUACUAUCAUCACUUUCUCGAUCAGGUCAAACACUGGAUUAAAUGGUAUGAUGAAAUGACAGCAGUUCUUAUUCAUAUUAUCAAUUUUCUGAAAGGAUUUCAUAUCGAAAAUGCAAUAUUAUUGUACGCAGAUUUACAUCGAGCGAGAGAUAAAUCAAAAAUAACAGUUACAGAAAUGAAAGAAUUUGUUCAAAAAACUUUUGCACUAGUUCAACCAUUCAAGAAUCUUCGGAGACUUUGUAGCAUGAUGAAUUGUUUAGUUCCAUUUCAAGUUCUUAAUACAGCAACAAUUAAUGAAGAACAUAAAUCUUCGAAAUUUAUUGAACAAGUAAAACGAUCUCAUCCAGAUAAUUUCUUUAAAAUUAUGGCUAAGAAAACCGCAUUUCGAGAUAUUAAAAUUCAAGAGCGUCACCAGAUUCAAUGGUUUAUCGCUAGUGAACGAUUACAAAUUAUUGUACACGUUACGUUUACUCCUGACGAUAAUCAUGGAAAGAUGAAAGUGCUGUCCUUAGGUGAUACACUUAGUGUCGAGAGACAUACAAUCGAAGGUGAAUUUGAAACUUUAAGCAGUGGAAUGUUGACAAUAGAAGUGAAUAAUGAAAAAGGACAAGUUGAUCGAGUGGUUUGGUUUCGUGUUAAACAGGCUUCAGUAUCAAAAUCUCAUCUUUUCGAAGGAAUUUUCAAUAUGAUAUAUUCAUCAUCUUGCGGCGAAAACGAUCGCAUUGUUACUGGAAAAGACUUGGCUACAGUUUUGGAGAGAGUUUUUCAAUUUAUUGAUAGCCUUUUGAAUGGACGAAUGAAAUUAAAAGAUAUGGUUGAUCUGAAGGCUAUCUUUUGCAACAAGAAUAUUAAUGUCCGCGAUGAAGUGAAAAAGUUAUUUUCCUAUCGCUUGAUAGCCAAUGAUAAUAACCAACAAGAACCAGUUAAAAAUACUGAAGUUACAGAACAAGAAAUCGAACAAGUGUGUGAAUGGUUGCAGAUUUAUCAAUAUUACAGUUACAUUAAUAUUAUUGUCACUUGUGUACAGCAAUUCAACAUUAUUUCAAAUGAUAAUGCUGAUGAAACGAUUAAUUCAAUCAUACAGUUAAGCGACGAAAACUGUUCGCUAAAAGAGAUUUCUGAAAGAUAUCGAAAUCUCAAGCAACAAUUUCGAAAAUUAACCAGUCAACAUUUACAACUGAUCAAAACAGCAUCCGAAUGUUCAAAUGUUAUCCAAAUGAUGAAAAAAGCUGAAUUAUACACAACUCAUGGAAGACGUCGCUUUCAAGAGCUAAGAGAUAAUUUAACAACACAAUUUCAACUUCAGGAAAGAAACAAUAUGAUUCUUAAUUCGUGGAUUAUCGUCUACGGACUUUGUGAACCUUUUACAAUGAAAGCAAAAACUCUUGAAGAUUUCGUUGACAGUGUAGCUAAGUUACCUUACUUCGAAGAUACUCCAGUGACACACAUGCAAAUUGUCAACGAUAACAUACAACUUGUCAAUAUGUGGCUAUCAGCUGAAGAUGCAAACGUACUAGAUAACGCCUUGAUAACUAUGGAACAUCUCUAUCGUAGUGGCGUCGUUCAUAUUCAAUUAAGACGAUUGAUUAACGAAGAAUCAAAAUUUGAAAUUGAGUAUUCAAUCAAUAAAACUCAAACCUUGAUCAAGGAAGAUCCGGAAAAUUUAGUCGACGAAAAUGAUGGAUUUCAACAGCCAAAAGAACCUGAGAAAAUUAAAUUUGUCAUGGCUACAUCUGAAGUUGAUGAUCAUAAACUGCAGCUGACAUUUUGUAAUGUCGAUCUUUCUGAAGCAAUGAAAUCGAAAAGAAUUUUAUUAAAUGAACAAUUGAAACUAUUGAACACGGUCAACAAUAUCUAUUCAACAAUGAUUCAAUUAGAAAUGGCCGGUCAUCCCGAUUAUCAAUUGAAAGAAGAAACACUUCAAUUGUCUGAUCGUGCAGGUGAAAUUAGUCGAAUUCUAUCUCGAAUGAAAGAUAAUGAAAAUGAAGAGAUCGACAUUUUGAAAAGACUCGUUGAAAGACAAACAGAUCAACUUCAUUUAAUUCAUCAGCAAAUGGUAAUUAAUUACAAACUCUGGUUAGAACAUUUAGAAGAAUAUCGAAAGUUGACACGUCUAUUACAAUUGUUUUCCAAUCGUCAAGUGAUGAUAUUGAUCAUUCUAUUGACCAAAUCAACAGAAGAUAAUCGAACAAAAUCGAGUUUCCUUAAAAAGGUACAUUUCAAAAGUGAUAAGAAUUUCAAUGAUAAUCGAGAACUUGAGUUAACGAUUGAAUCACUGAGACAUUAUUUACGUUCAUUACGUUUGUUUACUUGUGAUCUAUCAACUGAGAAUAUCCAACGAUUAUAUGUCAAACAUCAAAUACCGAACAGAUCCAAUAGUGAAUCAUGCUUGAAGAAAUUAUCUGCAUUCUUGAAAGAACUUCUUCAUGAUGGAGAAGAAUUAUUUAUCGAGAGAACAACAGUCAAUGACAAUCAGCAAUAUUUAGUCACAUUGACUCAUAAAGAUCAAUUAGCUGAACCAAAUCCACUUGAUCAUGAUCUUGAUAUGGAAACAUUUUCAAUUCUUGUUAAUAUUCUCAGUCAUCGUUUACCAGCAUCGUUUCAAAUCCUUUGGUGUUCUCAUGCAACAGAAGAUGAUAUUCAUCUAUUCUUCAUUCGUAUUCAAACAUUCUAUCAUCUCACAUUUGUGAUUAUGGAUAUCGACAAGAUGCAUCAUCGAUUAAGAGAAAUAUUGUUCAACGAACAAGAUAUAUUGACGAAAUAUGAUCGACCACAUGGUGAAGUUUAUUAUUUCUCGAGAGAACUAACAUCAAGAAAAGGAUUACGACCGUACCAUAUAACGCCACAAAUACGAAACUCAGUAGUGGCCAAUAAAAAACUUAACGAGCUAUUUCAAAGUAAUAAUUUAAUCAAACCUCGACUACGUGUAAUUUGUGGAAAGGCUGGUAUCGGUAAGUUGAAAAAAUUCAUUUGUGCCAGUACUGAUGACCUCUAUCUUCCUUUAGGAAAAACCCAUCGAAUUAAUACUCAGUACAAAACUCCGCAAACUUUAUCUAUGAGUAUUAAUGAUCGAUUGCAUUUGACUACAUUAAUCAAUACAUUGCUCUCAUUUGAUUCAACAAAAAAUGAUGAAGAGCCCAAGGUUUAUUUCAACAUUUCAAUUCAUGCUCCAUUCAUUGAACUUAAUCGUACAUUCUUUUCGUUAUUUGUUUGUGGUGCAUUGUCGGAUACGGAUAGUGGUUUAGCAUUUUCAUUACCAAAUGAUCACCCAUGGACAUUCUUCAUUGAAAUUCCUCAUACAGAUAAAUAUAAUCGAAAUAUUAGUGAUAAUUUCAUUCAAAUUCUUUCAUUGUUAUCUUUAUUGAAUUCAAAUAAUUUUGAAGAAGUUACUGAAAACAAUCACAGACUUCAUAUUGGCAAGCAAGAAGAACUUGUAGCGCGAUUUCUGAAAGCAUAUAUAGAUGGAACAAUAAACCGACUUUACGUCGAAACUACUGCAGAAAAAGAUACUGGAUUGCAAUUCGCUCCAUUGAAUAAUGAAGAAGAAUGUCGACGUCAGAUUAACGAUUGUAUGGCAAGAAAUGCACAAGAAUUACAACGAAAUAAAAUAUCUGAACUUUCAUUUGUCAAGUUUUUAUAUCGACGUGUUCGAUUUUUUACUGACUCUGGAUUUUAUCGUUUCAACGACAAUGAUGAAUAUUUAGGCACACGAGCGAUGGAACAAAUGAUAGAAGAAGCGAAAAAUCUUUCACAAAUGAACUUUCAAAGAAUUGAUUAUCCUCGAAUAUUUCUCGUUUAUGAUCCUGGUUUCUCACUUUAUUUGCUACAUACUGAGUGGGAUUGCGUGCCUCAAAAUUUGAAAGAAAUUUUCAAGCGAGAAGAUCCAGCAAAACGAAAAGAAUUUAAAGAAAAAAAUUAUUUUGCCAAAUGUUUGUCUUGGCUUCUAGAUAUUUCAUAUGAUGAUUUUAUGGAUGUAAUGAAGGAAACGAAGUUUAUUCUUACUGGAAACUUUACCUACAAGCUGUUUCAUGUUCAUGAAAGAAAAUUAACGAAGCUUCCUUUAAUUAUUGAAGGUCAUACGGGUGUUGGUAAAACAUAUUUACUAAAAUUUUAUUCGAUGCUACUCAAUGCAAAGCUUACAAAAGGUUCUCUCGAUGAGAAAGUAUCACCACGUAUUCGAGAACGAAUAUGUGUGUGGUUACGUAAGGCAGUGAUUGAAACAAUAUUGGAGAAGAACCCCUAUUUGUACGAUGCAAUAUUGAAGCAAAUUCAACCAAAAAUAUCUAGAAAUAAUGAGCAAAUUAAUCAACCAGAAAUCGAUCUUCCAUUUCAAAACCAGGAUGAAGAGGAAGAUGAUGAUGAUGAUGAUGAAUUUGAGGUGGAAGCAGCUAUAGAACAAAUACCUCUUCCUGGUCGAGCAGUCCGACCAAUCGAUGAUAAAUUUUCGAAAGAGAUCAAAUCCAUACUUUCAAGUCAUGGUUAUGAUAAUGGUAAAUUACGACUUAUUUGGAAAACAAUUAUCAAUAUUACUCACAAUACAGAUUUACAAACAUAUCGCAUAUUAAAUAAAUUACUUUACGAACACAUCACAUUUCAUAUUACAAGUUUUCCUCUGAUGAAUAUCACUCCUCAACUUGGACAACUACUGAAUCCGAAUACUCUCGAAGAAUCACCUCUGAACUCAAUCAAAUUAUUUGAUGAAUAUUUAAUGCAUAUAAAUACUAAAUCAUUAUUCUAUCGUCUUCUCCUUCAUCCAGGUAUUGCAGAAGAACAAUUAGAAGAUUUUAUGAAACCAAUAUGUCAACUGGCUAAUGAAGUUCCUGAUGUUGAAUUAGUGAUAUUUUUCGACGAGGUAAAUACUUCAUCAUGCCUUGGAUUGUUCAAAGAAAUGUUCAUGGAUGGUACUUUACAUGGAAAUAAUUUGCCUACGAAUAUAUUUUUUACUGCUGCAAUUAAUCCAUCGUCAGUAAAAGAGGAUGAUAAAAAGGCGGUCCAUCGUAGUGAUUAUCUUGUUCAUCAAUUACCACAAGCUCUGGAAAAUCUGACAAUUUCAUACAGCACAUUAGAAUCAGAUACAUUGAAGGAUUAUAUCACAAAGAAAAUCACUACAUUUUCUCUUCCAGGACAAAAAUUGACAUUUAUCGAUUUCUACAUUCAAGAAAUGCUCACCGAUUGUAUAUUAAAAGCUCAAGAAUUCUGCGAAGAGUUUCUAGGAAAAAAUUCUGUUUCUCAACGAGAAAUUCAACGAUGUUUCAAUCUAAUCGAAUUCUUUUGGAAAAUGAGAUUCGAUGAUGAUACAGUUGAACCUGAUGUAAAACGUUGUAUUGCGUUGGCAUUAGCUUUGACCUAUUACUUUCGACUUCCAACGAAAGAAGAUAAUGAUCAACGAAAUGAUGAGAAAACUCCACCACGAGAAAAGUUGGCUAGUAUUCUAUCGCGAAAAAUUCCAGAUUUCGUCGGUAUCAUAGAAAGAGAAUUGGUAAAUUUUGUUAAUCCAAACAAUUUUCUGAUUCCUCAAGGUGUUGCGAUUAACCAAGCAGUUCGUGAGCAUAUCUUUGGUAUUGUGGUUAGCAUUGUUACUAAAACACCUUUGUGCAUCAUCGGUGCUCCAGGUCAAUCGAAGACACUCUCGUUCCAGAUCGUUCUUCAGAAUCUGCAAGGUCCGCAAUUAUCAAAUACAGCAUUUUGUAAAAAGUUACCUGCCAUCGAUCCUUUCUUCUGUUUGGGUUCGAAAUAUACUCGAUCAGAAGAUAUUGCAUACAUUUUGGAUCGCGCUAUUAAACGUGAACAACACUACGAACAGAAUCGAAUGAAAACACGAUGCGUUGUGUUCUUAGAUGAAGCGUCACUACCCGACGAGAAAAAAAUGGUUUUGAAAGUAUUACAUCCUUAUUUGGAUGAAUGUAAAGUGGCUUUCGUUGCUGUUGCCAACAAAUCGUUCGAUGCUGCCAAUGCCAAUCGAAUGAUCUGUAUUUAUCGAUCUUUACCAUCGAGAGAAGAUCAACACAUUCUGGCUUAUGGAUGUCUGGGUUUGAAAAUCGAUAAUCAACAACAGCGAGUCAAUGAUCGUCUGAAAAAAAUUAUUAAUGGUCUUUGUCAAGGUUACCGUCGUUUAUUGAGCACUCAAUCUAUUCCACAAAUUUAUCAUGAUCGAGAUUUUAUUUACAUGUUACGUCAAUUACGCUUCGAAUUAACGACGACAACAGAUGAACAGGAAACACAUGUCGAUGGUAUUACACCUCUCAGUCUUCUUCAUGCAUUGGAAGAAAAUUUCAAUGGGAUUUCGAAAGAAAAAUUCGAAGAACUUCUUCAAAUUUUUUUCAAAGCUGUCAAAGAAGAAUGUCCAGAUUUUCGAUUACCACCGAACCAACGCCGAAACAUACCAACGAUUCUUCAUCAAUCGAUGAAAUUGGAUUCUGUUCGACGCCGACUCUAUGGACGAUAUAAAUUAAUUAUUGAUGAAUCAGAAGAUGAAAGCGCUGUACGUCUAUUGGCACAGAGUGGCGUUCUUGAUCUUGAUCCAAAUAAAAUAGUUGUCUUUCGAAUGUCCGAUUUUCCAGAUGAUGUCAAUAAUGAAUUACGAAACGUCGAGAUUCUUUCAACGAUCAAAUUAUGUAUGGAAACAGGUAAAACUAUUCUAAUGAUCAAUACUGGACGUAUUCAUGGUUCACUUUAUGAUGUUUUCAAUCAAAAUUUCUCGAUUAUGGCUACAGGUGAUAACAGAAAAAUCUGGUCAAAAGUUGCCAUUGGACCAAAAACGAUCGAUGUUGUCGUUCAUGAAGAUUUUCAAUGUAUUGUUCAUAUCAAUCGAAAUGAAUUCAAAGAGAUUCCAGCACCAUUUCUAAGUCGAUUUCAAAAAUAUUCAUUAUCAAUUAAAGAUUUUUAUCAAAUUCGAUGGGCUAAACUUUCCAACGAAGAACAGAGAUUGAUGGAACAGGUCGAAGAAAAAGCUCAAUCAUUUGUUGAACAUAUUGGACAACAAUAUUUCUAUGGUCUAAGUUCAAAUACACUUUAUUCGUGUUUAUUAGGAUUGAUCAAGAAAAAUGAUGAAGAAGAACGUUAUUAUCUGAAUAUUCCUCAACAAUACACACAAUUAACAAUGAAAUCAAAAUCCGUGAUAGAACACAAUUUAACCAAUAUUUUUCAAUGUCUUCUACGAUCAGUUCUUUCGAAACUAAUGCAAUUGAUCUCUCCAGAAUCCAUUAUUUUAAAACUACCAACUUUUGAAGAUCAAGUAUCACGUUGGAUCUGUACGAAUUACUUUGAAAAUCAAGAACAUUUCAGUCUUGAAAAUUUUCUUCGAACUUUGACGACAUCACCAAUAUCAUCAAUGGAUAUUUUCGAUUUGGAAAAUAGUAACGAUCGACCAAAGGAAAUAUUGCGUUCGACAACUAAAGUAAUGAUAUUUACACGAACAUCAUCUCAUAUCACUGGUCUCAAUCAACAAACUAAACAUGAAUUAUUUUCAUCUUUAAAUGAAGAUGAUUUAAAUCUUUUCACUGAUAAAGUUGAUAUUCUCAAUUUGUCGAUCAUCGAAAAUUCUGCUGAAUUAGAAGAACAAUUUAUAAAAUAUGAAAACAAUACUGAGAAAAAUUUACUGAUGAUUGUAAUUAACAGUCGUAGCAAUCAACAACGUUUACAUAUUCCAUAUAUUCGACAAUUAAUUGAUAAAGUUGAUUAUCGAUGUAAUUCAGAAAAACAAGAUAAUUUCAAAUAUUUUCUUCUACUCGUACAUUCACCAGCACAAACAAUUUAUCAUCAAUCAUCAUUUUCAUCGAUAUUUCUACAUCAUUGGGAUUUUUAUUUCUUCGAUACAUGUUUAUCAAAUAAUUCAUUUUAUAUAAAGAAUUUCAUACAAAUUCUUACUUCUUCUUACGAUAACAAAGCACAUCAAAAUGAUAAUCAAAUACUUUGUGAUUACAAUGUUUUAUUUGACGAUUGUCUUUGGGAUUUUUGUUCUCGAAUUCAAAUUGUUCUUCAACAAUUAUCAAGUGAUUUAUUUGCGAAUCGAUCUGCUUACGAAUUUUAUCAACGUCAAACAAGUACAUUUCGACGUGUUCAAUAUUUGAAAGAAAUUCUUACACAAUGUACCGAAUUACAAAAACGAAUUGUUAAUAAAUAUCAAAUGUAUCUAUCAUUAAAAAAGAAUGCAUCAAAGAAAAUUUACACAUUAAUCUAUCAACUUUCCAAAGAUAUUCUUUGCGGAAAACGUUUCGAUGGUCUUGUUGAUUCGAUUCAAUCUCAAACUCGACUUUCCUUCAACAAUUUUGUAUGUAAUAUUCUCAAACAUAUCGUUAAUGAUUAUGGAUUAGAAACUUUAUCGAAACUUUCGAAUAUCAAUGAUGGAUAUGAUACUAUGUUGAAUCUAAUUGAUCAUGUAUCAGUAUCAAAUGAACAAGAAAAUGAUUUACUUUCAACUAAUAGUCAAACUAUUUUUCAACUAGUGACACAUUAUGCAUGUAUUCCUCAAACGCCUCUCUAUCAUCUUUUUCAUCAACGAAUUAAAUCCUAUUCCGAUGAGAUUAAAUUGAGAUUCAUUGAAAGAACAGCCGAACAGAAUAAUAUGAAUGAAAAUGAACAUACUGUUGAAGAAUUUCGAUUUGAAUUGAUCAAAGCAAUUGAAAAAGAUUCGAUUUUAAUGAAAAUUGUCAAUAGAUCCGUUUUAGAAACAUAUUCAAAUGAUUUAGUUCAAACAUUUUGUACGAUUGUUGAGAAAAAUUUUACUGAUGAUCGUGUCAAAUGUCAAAAAUCAAUUGAAUUUAUCUCUCGAUGGUUACGUUUAGUCGAUGAAAAUGAACAACGAGUAUUAGAUGAAUAUCGUCAUGAAGAUAUUUGGCGAUUAGCUCAUGUUUACACAUCGUUUGAAUACGAUCGAAACGAUUUAUUUUCUUUAUAUUCAGCAUGUCGAAUAAUGGAUCGUCUUGAUCAAACUCAAAUGUUUUAUCAUCAAUUAUUUGACAAUGAGAAUUCAACUCGAAGUCUUAUUCGUGAACGUUUAUUUCGACGAAUGUUUGAUGAUCUAUGGGAAAAUCUUUCUAAUGUAUGUUUUAAUCAUCAAACUAAAGAAACAUGGAUUUUAUGUUAUACAAUGAUAUCGAAAUAUUAUCCAUCUAGUAAAGUUCUUGAACAAACACAACUGAUUGAUAUUAAAUCUCGUAUUGAAUUUAUGAAUUUGGCUUAUUUUAUUCUUCUUAAUGAAAAUUUAACAAAAUCUGAAGAACUUGUGAUUAAAUUACUUCAACAAUUCGAAUUUCUUCAAGAGAAUGAGCCAAACUAUUUUGGUGGACAACAAAAAUCACCCUAUAUUGAAAGAUAUUCAUCGAUUGUUGAAACUGUUAACAAAUAUAUCGAAGAAAACAAUCUUCCGAAAUCUACAUUAAUGAUUGAUAUUCAACAAUGGGUAAUUUCAAUUUUAAAAGCAAAUGAUACAGCAUAUCGUGAAGAAAUAUUUUCAUUAUUUAAAUAUUUAAACCAACCAAUUUGUCCGUUAUCAUUGACGAUAAAAGAAUUUCUUUUUGAUGAAUUGGCGAAUAUAUAUCUCAAAUAUUUACCACGAAAUCAAAUGGUUAAAGAUACAUGGGAUCGUAUUCAUCUUCUUCCAACAAUGAUUCGAUGUGUAUCGGAUGGAAACUUACUUGAAAACUAUCGUUUACCAUAUCAUCCAUCAGUGAUCAAUCAAGAAAAUACUCGAUCGAUAUUGCUCGAUCUUUUCUUUUCUUAUAUGAAACGAUUGAUGACUAAUGAAGUAGUUCAUUGUACAUUGAUCAAUAAAAUUAUACAAUCGACAACUCCAACCAUUGAUAUUCGUCAACUUCAACCGGUAGUCGAAACUGUUUUUCGACAAUUAAAAGAUUAUUUUCUUAUUCAAUUGACAGCUCUUCUUCUCUGCCAAACCGAUCGAUCAGUUGAAGAUCAACAUGAUAUCAAUCGUAUUCUUUUGUAUAUGAUCAAUAAUUAUCUAUCGAUUCAAAAUAAUGCAACAGAAUUGAAUGAACCACUUCAAAAUUUUCUUUCGAUCAUUGUUUCUAAAUUUUCAUGGAAUUAUCUGUUAAAAAUACUUAAAUCAGAUGAUAUUCAACAACAAAAUCAACAGUGGUCAAUAACUUUAGCUCGAUUUUUUGAGACUGAACAAGCAAUACCAAUAAAACAAUCGUCAUUACAAAUGAGUCAUCAGCUAGGAUUCACAUUAGGAUCAAAUGAUGAACAAUCAAUCUUUCCACAUCUUCAACAACCCUAUAUAGAAUUGAAAAGAAUUAUUGAUCAAUGUAUUAAUCAAAAUAACGGUGAACAACGCUGGAAACUAUUUACAGAUUGGAUUACUGUGAAUCGUCAAGGAAAUCCACCAAAGCUGCAACUUAAUGAAAUCAAAGUGAUUGUUUUAGUAAAUAUUUACUAUGAAUAUUUUUGUCAAGAUCGCUUAACAUCGAUUGAUUCAUUAUUACCAAUUAUUGAAAGAAACUUGGAUCUUUCAGUAGAAGAAAGACUUGUUUUUCGAGCUCUUAGUCAACCCGAACAAUCAAUGAUUGGUUAUCCAAAAAACCAAAAUGAUGAGAGAAAUACAUUGAAUAAUUUCUUUACUCCACAAUGUAAAAAUGAAGAUGAACUUCGAAUUCGUCAUUGUUUAGUUAAUCUAAUGGCGAUGAUUCUUCUUGGUGGAAAACAAAGUUUUCUUUGGUCAUUUGCAUUUCAGCCAUUAAAUUUACUACACACCCACGGUUUUGGUACAACGGCUCAACAAGCGAUUGAAGAACAUGGAGUUCAUUAUGAUUGUGGCUGCGUCAUCGAUGAAAAAGGUGAAUUGCUACAAUUUUCAGGCAAGCCGAGUUUAUUGAAUGUACCAGGAACCUAUGUGGCAUAUUUUUCAACCUAUGGGGCUAUGGCCUGGCAUUUACUGUUAUACGAAAAUUCAGUAAACAAUUUACAUGGUCCUGUCUUAGCAAAACAUGCUGUUGGUAAUGCAGAGAAUGGAGGUCGAAUGAUGGGCAAUCAAGAACGAACAAAAGUGUGUCAUUUCGUUUGUGCUCGUCUCUUAUCUACAUAUCAUUUUCUUUGUGUUCGUUUCAAUCAAGAUGAUACAUGUAUACUUAUUAAUCGCUGUUCAGAACAAAUGGCACAUUUAACUCUUCAGCAACAACCAUGGAUUAAACCUGUUUAUGCAACAUAUGAUGAUCAAUUCAAUGCUGAAAGUCAAUAUCAACAACACGUCUUCUAUUCUAUUCUUCAAAAACUACCCAAUUACAAAGCUCAAAUCAAUCAAUUAAAUUUACAAUCAGAGAUUCAAGCAAAUUUACAAAUCUAUAUCGAUCAAAUGCCUAUUGUUGUUAAUUAUGAACAUUUCAAAACUGAACUUCAUAAUCCAAAGAAUUUUUCAUCAUCAUUAAAUAUUUUACGACGUAUUCUAAGUACUACUGGUUUUCUUGAAAUGACUCGAUCGAUUUAUGAUUUAAGUCAGUUCUAUCUUCUUCUACAUCAAACUUAUAGUUUUUUGAUUGAACGAGAUGAAUUCAUUCAAAUAACAUUAGAAGAUUUAUUGAAACGUGCCGAACAAAAUUCAAAUAUUAUCGAUCAACGUCUUCGUGCACAACAUCAUUCGAUCAUUGAAAAUGGAUUAAAAGCUAUCAAUUUAUAUCAUACAUUUACUGAUGGAUUGAUUCAACCAGGAGCUUGUGAUGAAACUCAACAUUUUGAUAAAGUGUCAAUUGAAACACCGAUUCAUUAUUUAGUAACGAAUGAAAAUCAUGACGAAGGUGAUAUUGUCAUGAGAAUUCUAAGUGUUCUUGUUGAUUAUCAUAAUGGUCUAUUGGAUUUAUUAGAAAAGGAGAUAAAAAAUGAUCCUAACGAUCGCAUGACUGUUCCCAAGAGUUUAGUUUAUGAUAUCGUUUCGAAAGAUGUUUCAAUUUUACAAAUCGCUCGUGAUAAUACAGGUGUAAUCACACUUACAUCAAAUGAUGUUUUAUGGUUAUCGAAAUUAUCUCGUGCUAGUUUAAUUAUUGAUAAAGAAAAUUUCUUUGAAAUCAAAGAAAAUUCGUUAGAAUUCAAUUUUCAUUAUAUUCAAUUUUUCAUCAUUCGAACACAUUUAUUACUAUGUCGAAUCAAUUUUCGUCAUAUUGUUCAGAAAUAUCAAUGUUAUAGACGAGCAAAUCAAACGAACAAUGAAUCUGAUAUGAUUGAACUCGAUGAAAAUUAUUCGAAAGAAAUCGAUCGAAAUAAAUUAGAAAUUGAAUGGAAUCAUCUAAAAAAUAUGUUAGUCGAUAAACUUACUAAUGGUUAUAAACUUCUUCGACAAAUAAUAUUAUUAAUUAAAUCUAAUGAUCAAAAUCUGUCACAUUUAAGUCUCAAUGAAUUCUUAGAUAUUUACGCUAAUGAUCAAACUAUUCAUGAACAAUGUGAACUGUAUGAAAUACGAAAUUUUCAAUUAUGUUAUUUGAAUCAUAUUCAAGAAUUGUAUUCUAAUGCUAUUAAUGAUAUUCAAUAUUUAUUUAGUGAUGUUCCUCAUCUAUUACGAACUCCAAUUAAUGAUGAAUUAAAUGAAGAAUUAAAACAAAAGAUUAAAACAAAUUUAAUUGAUAUUGAAUAUAAUGAUCAUGUUGAAAAAUUGAAAUCAACAAUUCAUAUGAUAAGUGAAUUUUUGAAUGAUUUACGUUCGAUUGAAAUUUCUCUAUUUGAACAAUCGACACAAUCAUUACCAAAAACAUGUGAAUAUGUAGCAAUAGAGAGUCCUAUAUUAUCAUGGAUUCCUUCGGAAAUUCGUUGUGAAAAUUAUGUUUCAUUAAGUAUUCAUUUAAUUCGAUGUCGAUCGAUUCUUGAAGAAAAAUUAGUUAAUAUUCAAGAAAAACAAAAUAUUCUAUGGACUGAAGAAAUUGAUGAAAAUCAAAAUCUAAUUGAAUCAAAGAAUACAUUUCUUAAUUAUUUGAAUAAUAAAGAAGAUAAUUCACAAGAUGGAUUCGCUAUUAAUCUGAUUGGCGAAAGUGGAUUCAAUCUUCCAACAACAACAAUGGGUGACAAUUAUCAUUGGAAUUAUGUUAAUCAUUUACUUGAUCAAGAUGAUCAGAAAACAAUGAAAACAACAAUUGAUAAUGAAGAAAUAAAACAAGAUGAAAUCAUUAAAGAUGUCGAAACAAUUAACUAUCCAACUCUGUAUACAAUGCAACUUAAAUCUCUUUCAUUUGCAUUAUCACCAUGGUUUGAUCUAUUAAAUCAAUUGAAAACUCCAAAUGCUGAAGAAGAAAAAAAAGCGAAAUCUGUUAGUAUUAUUCAUCCAGAUGAAAAAAAGACUUCUCAUCUGUUGAGAAAAGAAAAACUUUUUGAACAAUUGCAAAAAAUAUUCAAAGAUAAAGGUUAUUCAUCUCAAACAUUGAUACCUGUCGAUAAAUAUCACAUUGGUCUUGAUCUGAACGAUGAUAAUCCAUCACUUCCACGUGAUUUUCCAUUGGAAUAUUCAAUUCUUCAAAGAACAUCUUUGAUAGAAGUUAAAGUUCAAUAUAAAGAAAAAUCGGUUAAUUAUUUCACGAGAUUGGAAUGUCCAGUGAUCAAUAUUUUCAAUCGAAUAUUGAACGAUCCUAAACUCGGUGUAAAUCUUAAUACUGAAAAUGUUAUCUGUGUCUUCGAUGAGUCUAGACGAUUGAUUUAUGACGGCAUCAUUGGAGAUCUUUUUUCUAUUAAUGAUCAAGAGAAAAGAAAAGUUCGUUUAAUCAUCACAGAAGAAAAUGAAUCGAUUUCAUUCAAUGAAAUUCUCUAUCGAACUGCUCAGGACGAAGAGAGAAGAAUUUUACUUCAUCCAAGUACAAUAUGGCAAAAUUUAGAUAAUUGGUUUCGAGAACAGCCUGUAGCAAAAAAUCUUGGUACGGAAUAUUUCAGUUAUUUUCUCAAGGAAAAGAACAGCAUUGUUGAUGAAACAGAUAACAUUUCCUCGACAGUUGAACCGAUUACAAUCGAUGUGAUUAGUCGAGAUUCAACAAUGAAUGUGAAAAUUUCUUAUGAAGAUGCAUCCGAAAAAAUCUGUGUAUUAAAAGUAAUGAAAAUAAAUCAACUAUUGCACAACGAAAAACUUUUAUUAAAAUUGAAUUUAAAUGUUAAUUCUCUUCGUGAUUGUGUUGUAGCUCUCGGAGAGAAGUCUAAUCAAAGACUUUCAAAUGAAGAAACACAUAAAUCGAUCGGAGAAUUUUUUGUUGAUGAUCAACAAGUAGUGGAAUUUCGUAUUGCUUAUCUCAUUCAAAUUUUAACUCCAGAUAAUAAUGAAAAACCUGAAGAAGUUCUUCUAUUUAACAGAAAAGUAAUGAUCGAAGAAUUAUUUCGAAUUUCUAAAGGAUCUGAUCGUGGUUACAAAUAUCUAACGUCGUAUCAUACAAAGAAAAUCAUUGAUGUUCAUCAACUAUUAUCUGAUGUCAAUGAAACAAGAUUUCUGUUGGUGAAAGAAGAUCAACUUUGUUCGAUUCAUAUUCGAAGAUCGACUGAAAAUCAAUUGAUUUUAAUUGAUGAUAAUGAUGAAAUGAACAGUCAACAAGAUUUUGCUUCAUUUGCUACCAUUGCUGAUGUUUACAAAGCAAAUCAUAUAGAUAAUCAAAAUAAAUAUCUUCUGUUUGAAAAGGAUUUUCUUCCAUCGAUGGAAACUUCAUUAUCAAUCUUCGUAUCAACAUCACCGAUUGAAUUCGAAGUGAGUAGUGAAAAGCUACCAGUACAUAUUAUCGUCGAAAACGGCAUUGAUAAACAAACUGUCAAUUAUUAUAGUUCAUCUCAAACACAAUUUCAUCGGCUGCGCUCAAUCGCAUGUCAACUCAUGCAUUUGAAUCCAAAAUUUUAUCAAUUGAUGUACGAUGGAACAGAACUAUCAGAUGAUGAAAUGUGUUUGAAUGAUCUUGAAACUGUUCCAAAUGAAGUUAAAUUAGAAUUAAUUUGCAUUUCUUCCUUAAAAGCUUCAAUUAAGUUCGAACAACUGGAAGUUUUGAUUCCAUGUACUGAAGAAACUUUAGCAUCGGAGUUGGUCGAAGAAGCUUUGUUAAAAAUGAACUUUGCAAAAAGCAAUUUGUGUCAAUUUGAAUUAUUUGCUCUUGUUGAUGAAGAAAUACAAGUCGAAAUGGAUUAUAAAAUUGAAGAUGUUCGUGAAAUCUUUUCUGAAGAUACUGAAACGAUGAAACUUGAACUUAAAAAGAAAUAG